Molecule: messenger RNA, 2551 nt
Organism: Penicillium subrubescens
Lineage: Eukaryota; Fungi; Ascomycota; Eurotiomycetes; Eurotiales; Aspergillaceae
Exons: 6
Coding region: 1-2190 (729 amino acids)
Biological process (GO): positive regulation of transcription from RNA polymerase II promoter by galactose; DNA-templated transcription
Cellular component (GO): nucleus
Molecular function (GO): DNA-binding transcription factor activity, RNA polymerase II-specific; zinc ion binding; RNA polymerase II cis-regulatory region sequence-specific DNA binding
Source: RefSeq, a predicted model, not a curated record
AUGAGUCAGUCUUUCUCACAUCCAGAUGCGCCCAGGGGCUUCAAGCGGAAGCGAACAGCACAUGCAUGCGAAGAAUGUCGCUCACGCAAAUCUCGCUGCGACGGAGGUCGGCCAGUGUGUGACAAGUGCAAUGAGAUGGGCUUUCUAUGCCAUUACAACCCGCCAAAGAAGUCGUUUGAGCCCUCCGUGCCGACCAAGAAGACCCCGUCAGAUUCGGCCACUGCGUCGGUCGCGGCUCGCCUUGAUCGCAUGCAACAGCUAUUGGAGACCCUCAUCUCCAAGACCGACGCGGGCGGCUCUCCUUACCUUCCCAAGUCACCACCAGAGACUCUUUUGAUGCACUUGACACCGUCAACGGAUCCAGUUGAUGGCAUGGCUUGCAUAACCUUUAAGGAUGAGACUGACGCGGGCCAUUUUGGUGUGUACCAAAUAUCCCUUCAGCAGAAGUGCCCGACCUCUAAUUCGAUGUUCCUGGAACAUAUCGUUGAUGCAGUGAAUUGCUUUCCUCGAGCGCAUACCUUGCAACCUUCCCUGAGGAGAGGGUUCCCGAUCUCACCAUCGGAGUGGCCAUCGCCAGGACCUGCGGCGAAAAAGCCGGCCAUACCGUCGAUUGCACCUUUCAGCACAAGCGGAUCUUCGGAGCCGUUGUCUUAUGAAGCCACAAUGGGUCUGCUGCAGCGAUACUUUCAAAACACAGGUGACAUGUUCCCAUACUUAUCUAAAGCCUCAGUUCUGGCUUAUCUCGGGCACAGUGAUCAGGUGAUGUUAGAGAAACUAAGGCCCGCACCUCGUUGCCUGGUGUACACAUGCUUGGCAUUUGCCAGCAUUCAUGGAGGGUCUGAGAAUAAUCGAGCAGGUGCCAUGCAAAAUGCUCAACGGAAUUUUGAAGCAGCGCGAGCCACGUUGCCAGAGCUCAUGUCGCAAACUCCGGACAUAGAGACUGUCCAGGCUCUCAUUCUGUUUCUACAGUACUCACAAGGGACACAAAGGUCUUCUGAGACAUGGGGAUUGAUGGCAGCAAUUGUUCAACGAGCUUUCCAGAUUGGACUGUAUCGCUCUACUCCUUCAACUGGCAUGACCCCUUCAGAAGUGGAGACUCGUACUCAGACAUGGCACAUGGUGUUUAUGAUGGAUAAGAUGUGCAGUAUGACGUUUGGCCGACCACCCCUUGUCCCAAACAACUACAUGGAUGGCUCAUUGCCCCCAAAUGGAACCUUCGAAUUGGAAAACAACAUACCAGAGCAGUCACGGCAUAUAUCAAGGAAUCUGGCUGGCCCUGACCUAUUUUUUCAGACCUGUAAACUCAAUCUCAUCCUGGGAGAUAUCAUUGACACAGUCUACGGAAGCAACAUUGAGGCUUUGUUACCAGCUAGUCUGUUAGACUUGCAACAACACGUCAUUCGCAUAGAGGGACGCCUAUCUGAAUGGAAAACCCAAUUACCUAGACUCUGUCAAUUUUUGAACUCUUCCGACAUGGAGAACAUCCAGCUUCCUGAAUGUAGCAUUCGUGAUCGACGGACCUUUGUUAUACUGAGUCUUCGUUACCUGAACAUUCGCUCGCUCCUGCACAGAGCCACAAUAUUUCGAUUUCUGGACAGCAAACCCACACAUCAAGAAUCCCGCGAGUCCCUCAAAUCACACAUUUCGGUGAACACCUGCAUCGAGGCUGCUGUUUUGUCCAUCAAGAUUAUAUCUCAGUCGGUGCAAAGACGAGAUAUACUACCAAUAUGGUGGUUUUCUGCAUACUACACGCUCACAGCGUCGCUGACGAUAUUUGCCGCAAUUUCUCUCCUCCUGAAAGAGCCAAGUCAUCUUCAACGCUAUACAGUCCAUGACCUACUAUCGAUGCUUCAAGUGGCCCUCGACUCACUCGACAAUCUCCAACAGGACAGCCUAGUCGUGGAUCGAUGCCAGCAAGCCCUUCACCUUGUUAUUCACAUGUGUUGGGCUGUGAUUGGUCAGCCUUUGCCCACGGAGUCUUUGACUAGAGAUUUGAAGCAGCAAAUGCUACCCGCCCGUGAACAAGAUGGUAGGAAUUUGGGUUUCAGUGAUUCUUUCUCUGACCACGACUCCGCUACCUGUGCUACUUUGACCUCUUCAGAUCCGUGGGGACUUGAGCAAAUUGAUAUUGAUGGUAUCUGUCUCCGCGAUCUGGUGGGUAAUUUACAAGCCCUUACUGGACAAUUCUGAAGCAAGCAAAGGGACGUACGAUUGCUUGUAACAGUGGAUGAAUAGUCAAUGAAAACGAAAUUGACGCACUGUUUGCAUUUUGUCGCUGUUGAACCUGGCUGCACUCCCUUCCCUUGAUACUGGCUCAAUUUUAUCAAUGUGGAAUUAAGAUAAUCGUGCUGGCAUAUUGGCAUGCCUAAUGUUUCUAGAGGGCCAUACGGCGUCAUAAGCCUCCACAGAGCUUUUCAGACAAAAGAAAUCUAUAAUGCUGAUUCCAUGAAGGAACUACAUCCAAAUGAUUUUAUUUACGAUUUGUGAAAUCAAUUUCUUCCCAAAUGGUGCCAGUCAGACAGAAUCAAUGCUCUAAUCAAUUCGAAAUUUC